Molecule: messenger RNA, 558 nt
Organism: Pongo pygmaeus (Bornean orangutan)
Lineage: Eukaryota; Metazoa; Chordata; Mammalia; Primates; Hominidae
Product: MICOS complex subunit MIC26-like
Exons: 1
Coding region: 1-558 (185 amino acids)
Biological process (GO): cristae formation
Cellular component (GO): MICOS complex
Source: RefSeq, a predicted model, not a curated record
AUGUUCAAGGUAAUUCGGAGGUCCGUGAGGCCAACCAGCCUACACUUGUUCACCUUCAAAGUCUAUGCAGCACCAAAAAAGGACUCACCUUCCCAAAAUCCCGUGAAGGUUGAUGAGCUUUCACUGUACUCAGUUCCCGAGGGUCAAUCGAAGUGUGUGGAAGAGUCAAGGAGCCAGCUUGAAGAAGGCAUCUCACAGUUCCGACGCUAUUGUGAGCCACAUAGAAAUUUGUGUCAGGAAACUUACUCCCAAACCAAGCCUAAGAUGCAAAGUUUGGUUCAGUGGGGGUUAGACAGCUAUGAAUAUCUCCAAAAUGCACCUCCUGGAUUUUUUCCCAGACUUGGUGUUAUUGGUUUUGCUAGCCUUAAUGGACUCUUUCUGGCUAGAGGUUCAAAAAUAAAGAAGCUAGUGUGUCCACCUGGUUUCAUGGGAUUAGCUGCCUCCAUCUGUUAUCCACAACAAGCCAUCGUGUUUGCCAAGGUCAGUGGGGAGAGAUUACAUGACUGGGGUUUACACGGAUAUAUAGUAAUGGAAGAUUUGUGGAAGGAGAACUUCUAA